This is a messenger RNA of Paramecium tetraurelia, 747 nucleotides long. RefSeq lists its product as uncharacterized. Lineage: Eukaryota; Ciliophora; Oligohymenophorea; Peniculida; Parameciidae. The transcript is spliced from 2 exons. The record is from RefSeq and is a predicted model, not a curated record.
AUGAAAUAACAAUAAAUAUCUACACCCACAGCUUAACUUGGAUUUAGGCACUCUCUAUAAAUCUAAUCUUCUCCAAAUAUAAAAUUAUACUAAUAAUCUCCUUAUCAAUCACCUUACCAAUCACCAUUAUUGUAAUAACCAUCUACCUAACAAUAAAGACAACCAAUAUAACAAAGCAAUUUUAACAAUGUUAAUAAAACUCUAUUCAAUGAUUCUCAAAGCAAGAAGAGCAAACAAUUGCAAUUAGUAGAUUUGAAUCAUGUUGAGGAACCAUGGAAAUAAAAAGUGCAAGAAUUAUAGAGGAAAGUUCAACAAUUGGAAUAAUAAUAAAAAAAUGAAGACUUUGAUUAAAAUGAGAGUGAACUCUCUCAAGUUUAUAGUCAAAUCUAACAGUUAGUGAAUACUAUAAAAAUAUUGCAAGAGGAAAUUUAAAAUAUGCAAGAAAAAUUAAGCAUAAAAUAACAUAUCAUUGACGGUUAUGAUUCACAGUUAAUUGCAAAAGACAAGGAAUUGGAAGAUUAAAAUCAUUACAUCUAAGAUUUACACAAUUAGUUGGAAGAACAAACCUUACAAAUGGAGGAUAAACAAAAGUUUUUACUUGAUGAAAUCAGCACAUGGAAGAGGAAGUUUAUUGAGUAAAAUAGGGGAUUACAUUAAAUUUAAGAAGAAUAAAUUAUGCUAUAGACAUAAAUUGAUAAUCUUAAAAAUAUUAAACUGAUGUUAAAUAAAUAGAGUGAAUAAACAUGA